This is a messenger RNA of Hordeum vulgare subsp. vulgare (domesticated barley), 2933 nucleotides long. Its product is annotated as subtilisin-like protease SBT3.9. Lineage: Eukaryota; Viridiplantae; Streptophyta; Magnoliopsida; Poales; Poaceae. Bases 31 to 2235 code for a protein of 734 amino acids. Gene Ontology annotation, biological process: proteolysis. Gene Ontology annotation, molecular function: serine-type endopeptidase activity. The transcript has 10 exons. The record is from RefSeq and is a predicted model, not a curated record.
GCAAACACACCAAAUCGUACACGAUCAAACAUGCAUUUGAAACCAGCCUUGUGUUCUGCUACGCUGCUUCUGGUGCUCCUGCUUCCCCUUUCUGCGAAUGCGUCGAGCAAACUCUAUGUUGUGUAUAUGGGGGAGAAGCAGCAUGAUGAUCCAUCCGUGGUUACCGCGUCACACCAUGACGUACUGACCUCUGUUUUUGGAAGCAAAAAUGAAGCCCUGAAGUCUAUAGUAUACAGCUAUAGGCACGGUUUUUCUGGAUUUGCAGCUAUGCUAACCGAAUCGCAAGCUGAGGUCCUUGCAAAAUUCCCUCAAGUUCUAUCAGUGAAGCCUAACACUUAUCACAAAAUACAAACAACCCGGAGCUGGGAUUUCCUUGGCCUCAACUACUACCAACCACCCUAUCGCUCAUCCGGUAUCCUGCAAAAAGCAAAGUACGGUGAAGAUGUCAUCAUCGGUGUCAUCGAUUCAGGCAUAUGGCCUGAAUCGCGAAGCUUUGAUGAUAGUGGCUAUGGUCGUGUGCCCGCCCGGUGGAAGGGCACAUGUGAGACAGGUCCAGGAUUCAAUGCCACAAACUGCAACAGAAAGAUAAUCGGCACACGCUGGUACUCCAAAGGUAUUGACCCCGAGAAUCUCAAGGGGGAGUACAUGUCCCCGAGAGAUUUGAAUGGCCAUGGCACACACGUAGCUUCGACCAUCGCCGGUAACCAUGUGGGGAAUGUGAGCUAUGAAGGCCUCGGCUUCGGGGCGGCGCGCGGCGGGGCGCCACGCGCUAGGCUGGCCAUCUACAAGGUAGCAUGGGGCCUCCGUGUGGAAACCGGUGAGGCAGCUAUCGUUAAGGCCAUUGACGACGCAAUACGUGAUGGUGUAGACGUUCUGUCGCUCUCACUAUCAGGUGGCGGCGAGUCAUUCGCGUCACUGCAUGCCGUCUUGGGAGGGAUUCCCGUCGUGUUCGCAGGCGGAAACCAAGGCCCUGCGCCGCAGACAGUGGCAAAUGUCGGGCCAUGGGUCACAACGGUUGCCGCCAGCACCAUUGAUCGAUCAUUUCCGACUGUAUUGUCUCUAGGAAACAAGGAAAAACUCGUGGGGCAAUCACUUUACUCCGUAAACAUUACCAGCGACUUCGAGGAGCUUACCUUCAUCAGUGACGCUACAACCAAUUUCACUGGGAAAAUCGUCCUGGUGUACACGACGCCUCAGCCAGCAUUUGCCGAUGCCUUGAGCCUUAUCCGGGACAGUGGCGCCAAGGGCAUUGUCAUCGCGCAGCACACUACAAACUUACUCGAUGGCCUGGCCACAUGUAAUGACCUUAAGGUCCCUUGCGUGCUGGUGGACUUUGAAGUUGCACGUAGAAUUGUCUCUUAUUGUACCAACACAAGAAAGCCGGUGAUGAAAGUGUCACCGGCUGUGACCUUCGUCGGAGACGAGGUGCCAUCACCAAGGGUCGCUGCAUUCUCGUCUAGAGGCCCAAGCGCCACAUUCCCUGCGCUACUAAAGCCUGACGUAGCUGCGCCUGGAGCGAGCAUCUUGGCCGCCAAGGGCGACUCCUAUGUGUUUUUGUCUGGGACAUCCAUGGCUUGCCCUCAUGUCUCGGCGAUCACCGCGCUGCUGAAGGCGGUCCAUCCCGAUUGGUCCCCUGCCAUGAUCAAAUCUGCCAUCAUCACCACAUCGUCCGUGACCGACCGUUUUGGUGCACCCAUCGAAGCAGAGGCAACCCCACGAAAACUGGCUGACCCCUUCGACUUUGGUGGCGGCCACAUAGACCCCGACAGGGCCGUCGACCCCGGCCUGGUUUAUGACAUAGAUGCUAAAGAGUUCAGCAAGUUCUCGAACUGCACAUAUGUAAACACAAAGGAGAUGUCAUUCGAUGAUUGUGGGAAGUACAUGGGACAAUUAUACCAGCUCAACCUCCCGUCCAUUGCCCUGCCGGAACUCAAAGGCUCAAUCACGGUUCAACGUUCCGUCACAAAUGUCGGGCCAAAAGAAGCAACCUACCGGGCGGUGGUUGAGGCACCAACCGGGGUGGCAGUGUGCGUGGAGCCAUCGGUGAUCACAUUUACCCAAGGUGGUGGUAGACACGCGACGUUCAAGGUGACCUUCACAGCAAAGAGGAGGGUACAAGGCGGGUACACGUUCGGCAGCUUGACAUGGUUAGACGGCAAUGCUCACUCGGUGAGAAUUCCCAUUGCAACUCGCAUCGUGAUCCAAGACAUGAUGGCAGUUGCGGACGUAUCUUAAAUUUUCAAGCAUAUGUGCAUAUGUGCUUGAAUUUAUGUUAUUUCAAUAUAAAUAAGAUGUCUCAAGUGUUCGGUUUGUACUAUUUUUUUUUUACCAAAAGUUGUAACGAGAUACUGCAAUUAUCUUUUACAAUAUUUUACUACUUGUACACACAACAGUACACAUGCGUGCAUGUACGCCACUGGUUUGUGAGUUAAGCACAUAUCGACCUGUGAAAAUUUGAUUUAACUCAGAAAGGUAUCGUGUCAAAAAACUGCAGAUGUACGUAUUGUCAUUGAUAACCCGUAUUGUCACAACAGGGUUCUCCGGUUCAAAACUACACUAGAUGCACAUGACUUGGAGGUACAACCAUGAACAAAAGUAUCACAAAAGGGUUUUGAUACGAAAUCAUCUUAUCGAGCUCUACAUAUAAUCAUUGGGAACAACAUGUUCAUAGCAACAUCUAUUCUCCAACAAUCAUGAUCUUAAACUAAUGUCUAUUAAUUACAUAAUGUAUCCCAUACAUCACAUGUGCCUACAGCGGAUACUCACAAGUGAUUGUGGGAUCAUACAUAAUAUUCAACAGAAAUUCUCAGUCACAGCGGCAAUGAAAAUAUUCUCUACUGUCUGAAUAUUACUUCAGCAAACCAUAUUUAUGUUCAUAAACUAUUAUUACCUCUGUCCUAAUAAAAUUGUCUUAGAUUUCUCUAGAUACCAAU